AGGAAGCAGGAAACUCUUAAGUUCAGAGAAACUGAAACUGAAGUGCAGUUGAGCUGUUGUGUGUUAGUGUCUCUGUAUUCAAGCAGUGAAAUGGCAAAAGCCAGAAUUUCUCAGGAUGAGUUAAAGUGUCUAGUGUGUCUGGAUCUCCUGAAGGAUCCAGUGACCAUUCCCUGUGGACACAGUUACUGUAAGAGCUGUAUUACAGGCCGCUGGGAUCAGGAGGAUCAGAUGAGUGUCUACAAAUGCCCUCAGUGCAAACAGACCGUCAGUCCAAGACCUGCUUUAGCUGAAAACACCAUGCUGGCUGGAGUGGUGGAGAAACUGAAGAAGAGAAAACUUGCUGACUGUUACGCUGGAGCUGGAGAUGUGCAGUGUGACGUCUGUACUGGAAUAAAAUACAAAGCCAUCAAGUCUUGUCUGGGGUGUCUGGAGUCUUACUGUCAGAAUCACCUUGAAGAACAUGAGAGUUUCUUUAAAAGAAAGAGACACAAUCUGACUGAAGCCACUGGACGACUGCAGGAGAUGAUCUGCCAAACACAUGACAAGAUCCUUGAGGUUUUCUGUCACACUGACCAGAAGUUUAUAUGUGUGCUGUGUACGAUGGAUGAACAUAAAAACCAUGACACUGUAUCAGCUGCAGCACAGAGGACAGAGAAACAGAACCAGCUGAAGGAGACGCAGAGGUCGUUCCAGCAGAGGAUCCAGCAGAGAGAGAAAGAUCUUCAGCAGCUGAGAGAGGCUGUGGAGUCUCAUAAGAGCUCUGCACAGACAGCAGUGGAGGACAGUGAGAGGAUCUUCACUGAGCUCAUC
Messenger RNA from Megalobrama amblycephala (Wuchang bream), 810 nucleotides. RefSeq names its product E3 ubiquitin/ISG15 ligase TRIM25-like. The transcript has 3 exons. The annotation marks the transcript as partial. Gene Ontology annotation, molecular function: zinc ion binding. NCBI's taxonomy places the organism in Eukaryota, Metazoa, Chordata, Actinopteri, Cypriniformes, Xenocyprididae. The record is from RefSeq and is a predicted model, not a curated record.